CGAACACGAACCCACCCACAGCAAAGUGCCUUCAAUUGCAGGCUCACUGCCAUUUCUUUUGAAGCCGCCUCCAAAGUUACAUUUGGAGGCCACAGGCUUUUUGGACAGUACGUCAUGGCUCGAAAGAAGAAAAGUCAAGCGUCAACCACAACCGCCGUAGACCCGGCGCAGACUACACCCACGAUUCCUGCGCAACCAUCGUUGACACCUUCGCCGGUUCCCUCCACGACGUCAGCGCCCAACCCGUGGUUUGGAAGCAAGCAAAAGAACGGAGAGCCUUCAACUUCUGCGCUUAUCAUAUGUCGGAACAAACAUUGGAAAUAUAUCUCCUCCUUCCAUGGACCAUGGCUCCAGCUACCUCCCGAGGUGCUCGAAUCACUCGCGCACAGCAACUACCUUGCGCCGCGACCUCAUCCAAUUGACCCGGCCGUGUUUUAUGAUUUAGUGAAGAUCCGCAAGGCUGUCGACGAAGCAACCAACAUCGCUGUACGUGCUGCUUCGGGCGUCACCUCUGCUUCCCUCAAUGCCUCCAUGAACGCUAGUAAUGGUAUGCUGAACGGAGCGGGCGCAGCAGCGUUAGGACUAGGCUUCGGUGGAACAGGAGGGGGGGCAAAAUUAAGUAGAGAGCGUAAACAUAGGAUGCGCGAACUAGCAACGCAGAAGCUUUCACAGGCAUAUCACUUAGACGAAAUUGCCGCGAGUGUGGCAACUAUGCAGUCAGCGUCCACGCUUGAGGAUCUUGCCAUGCAUGUGUUGCAAAGGAACCAUCUGGACUACGAUGCUCGCUACGUGCAUUUUUUCCACGAGAAGAUACCUAGUCGGAUGAUGGCCGAAUACACUCCACUCGAGCCACUGGAUGCGCUUCUGUCAGAGCGGCCAAAUGAUGGUCCAGCCUACAGGACAAGGGCGCUCACAAAGAUUUUUAAAGAGGAUUACGCGGGAGCGGCGCGUGAUCUGACAGAGGGGUUAGCGAUGGCCAGAUGGCUAUUAUCACAGCACAGAGCCGGCAAAGACCAGCUUGUGCUCGCGAGCGAGGCAGCAAAACAGCGAGGAAUCCGUGAUUGGAGGAAUGAGGUGCAAAUACCUGAGGAGGACCAGCCGAGCAGUCUAGAAGUCCAGAUGCUAUUUCAUAGAGCCAAUGUCCAUCUUGCCAUCGCCUGCCAACAUGUCCACGAUGCGCUAGAUGCAUAUUGGGACGAGCAGGAGGCGAGGAAGGAGGCGAUGGAGAAUGGCCAUGCGGUAAGUGCGCCAUCUGAUGGGACUGCUUCAUCAUUGGAAGAAGUACCAAAGAGUGCUGCUGAGCGCAUAGCACACAAAAGGCAUCUCGAAUACAGACGCAUGGUCAAGUCGAAUGCGCGCAAGGCCCUCAAGGACUAUCUAGAGUUCCUCAAACACUUCGACUACACCCCGGGCAUCGCUCCUGAGAUAGCUGAGGAGUUCAUUCGUCGCAUAAAUUCUGCCACACAGCCAGAACCGGAGAGGAGGACCAAAACCGUCAACAGCACAAAGGUCACGACGUCGAAAAUGACGUUGGACUUCGAAGUGCUAACCGACGACUCGACACCGCUUAGCCACUCGACAAGCGCAUUGAUACCUACGAAAAGCAAUACACAAAUUAGCCCAGAAAUUCCAACCGACUUGUGGCCUCCUCCUCCUAAGAUCUAUCCGGCGUCUCAAUUGUUCUCUGAAAAGGUGCCUGCUUCUAUACCGCCCUAUCCAGAUCAUAACACUGCGCUUGCAGUACGUUCCGGCCCCACAUCCGCGCAGCUAAAGUCUUCGGAGGCAGCCGCAGCGGCGCUAGCAGACUCCAAUGAGUCCGUAACCUAUCAUCCACUGCUCACUGACGCUCUACAUUCGCUUCUACUAUGUCAUGCACUCUUGCAAACCUCUCCCACAGAACUUAAACGACACGCACACAAUGCCGCGCGCCUGGCUCGUAUUUGUGAUGGAUACCCCAUUUUCCUUGCUGCCCGUUCCCCAGCGCGUGCGGAUUGGAUCGAAGUCCUGCGACGAGCAGGAAACUGGAUUGGGCUCACACAAUCAUGGGAGGCCUUGUGCCGACCAGCGCCUCUCCCAGGACAUGGCACCCAAGGUCUCGGAGAUAGAGGCUGGAAUUUGGGGCGUGAACCAGACACACCGAUUGUGUCUACGGACGCGAGUCGAAAGAGCAAAGAGGAAGUGGAAAGAAAUCGACGGGAGAGGCGCAAACAUGAGGCCAUUCUAGAGGCUCUAGCAGACGAUCGUGUGGUUGACGAGGAGAGCUUCCAGCGUGCAGUGAGGGCGAGAGAACAGCGCGCAAUUGAGGACGAUGAGGCGGCUGAGGCAGCCGCUAAAGGGUUACCUCCUCCAACUCCACCACAAAGUGAGGAGGAACCGGUAGCGACGAUGAAAGAAGAUUUAGCCGAAAGUGCUUCACAAAAAUGCUCCCCACAAUCCUCAAACGAGACGCACCACAACGCCACACGCAAGUCCGGGGUGACAUCUAACGCCAGUGUCAAAAGCUCAUCUACUGUGAGCAACGGACGUGGGAACCAUAAGCGCUGGGCCCAGGAUGAUGGCAAGGACUAUCCCAUUUCAACAGAGCGUGCAGAGGCUAUCUCCCGCUGGGUUCGCGAGGCGCCCUUGACAGUUGACGGUGCAGGCAAAGGGAAAAAAAGCGGGAAGAAGAAGAGCUCUGCCGGAUCUUCGUCGAAGAAGUCGAAGAGCAUGGAGGCCAGUCUCGUAACUUUAAAAAUGGAGGACAGCGGAGUUGAUCGAGCCGAGGCGGAAGAAAUCGAUGAAUAGUUUAGGCCUGGUAUCUUGUGGAACUGAGACAAGACCUCCGUCUGCAGCACACUUUUUGCGUAGCUAAUUAGCACAAAAGGCAUGUAGGAUGUUGCCAAUGCAGACUUUUGCGCCGUAUAUUUGAAUAGGCGCUAUUUCAAAUGCACAUCGUUGUC
Messenger RNA from Verruconis gallopava, 2939 nucleotides. RefSeq lists its product as uncharacterized. The coding region runs from base 115 to 2784 and encodes 889 amino acids. The transcript has 2 exons. The record is from RefSeq and is a predicted model, not a curated record. NCBI's taxonomy places the organism in Eukaryota, Fungi, Ascomycota, Dothideomycetes, Venturiales, Sympoventuriaceae.